Molecule: messenger RNA, 393 nt
Organism: Didymodactylos carnosus
Lineage: Eukaryota; Metazoa; Rotifera; Eurotatoria; Philodinida; Philodinidae
Source: the annotation of a GenBank genome assembly
AUGACUCUGUUAUUACAUGCCGAAUUCGAUGCAACUUCAGAGUCAACAGCAACAAAGAUCCUCGAAUCUUUGGCUGGUAUGGCUGAUAUUGUCCAUCGUGAUCAUCCCAAAGUAUAUACAUAUGUAUUUCGACAUGCCGAUGAAACCAAAACAAAACUUAUUUUUACUGAAAUAUAUGCUAAUGAACAGGUAUUUCUCGACCAUGGACGUGAUGCCGAGUUUGGUAAACUUUUACAACAGGCUUUCGAUACUACAACAGGUAAAAGUCGAAAAGAAUUAUGCAUUCGAAGUGAUAUCAAUAGUUCCUUAUCACGAAUAACUGCCAGUAUACUCGAUCAUUAUUUACAUGUUACUUAUAUUUCUCUUCAACAAGGGUUUUUUGAUCGAAAUUGA